Molecule: messenger RNA, 1062 nt
Organism: Penicillium alfredii
Lineage: Eukaryota; Fungi; Ascomycota; Eurotiomycetes; Eurotiales; Aspergillaceae
Gene: rrp36
Product: putative pre-rRNA processing protein
Exons: 2
Coding region: 1-1062 (353 amino acids)
Biological process (GO): maturation of SSU-rRNA from tricistronic rRNA transcript (SSU-rRNA, 5.8S rRNA, LSU-rRNA)
Cellular component (GO): nucleolus; 90S preribosome
Source: RefSeq, a predicted model, not a curated record
AUGGCUAUCUCUGACAUGCUGAAUCGCCGUGUGCGAGCUCGCCCGGAGGAGGACGAUGUGGAUUCAGAGGCAUCAGACUCUCGCGACCAUCUCUCCCAGGAUGAAGACGAUAGCGAAUCAGAGGAUGAGAUGCAAUUACCUGAUGACGCAGACAACUCCGAAGAUAUGGGAGAAGAGGAAGAAGAUGACCAGGACGUGGACGAAGAGGACCUCUCAGACGAAGACAACGGCGACGACGACAUCCAAGCCUCACUGAGCAACAUUUCCUUCGGGGCCCUCGCCAAAGCGCAGUCAUCAGUCGGGCCCAAAAAGAGAAAAGAAAAGCACAGCUCAAAACAACCAGAAAACUCGACCUCAACCGCCUCCCCGCUAGACGAUAUCCGCGCACGGAUCCGAGAAGCACGAGAGCAAAAGCGAGAGGCAGCCCAAAAAGACACCAAGGACCCCCAAACCAAAAAGACCAGCCGUGCAUCCAAGCAUGCACCAAUGGUCCAGUCCUCCAAGCACCCAGUAACCCGCAAACGCACCGUCGUCGAGCCCCCCGCCGCCCCCAAAGCGCGCGACCCGCGCUUCGACGCCGCGAUCAUGGGGUACACCGGGGCAGGGAAACACCACUCGGAGAGCACGAGCAAGGCAUACGCGUUCCUGGACGAGUACCGGGCGUCCGAACUCAAGGAGCUGAAAGAGCAGCUGGGCAAGACCAAGAACGCAGAGCAGAAGGAGGCGCUGAAGCGGCAGAUCCGGUCUGCGUCGGACCGCAUGCGGGCGAUGGAGAACCAGAAGCGCGAGCGCAAGGUCAUGGCGGACCACAAGAAGCAGGAGAAAGAGCUGCUGCGUGAGGGCAAGAAGAGUACGCCGUACUACCUCAAGAAGUCGGAUCUCAAGAAACAGGUUAUGCAGAAGAAGUAUGAGGAGAUGGGGUCUAGGGAUCGGGCGAAGGCGCUGGAGCGUCGGCGCAAGAAGAUUGCCUCUAAGGAGAGGAAGGAUAUGCCCAUGGAGCGUCGGGGGAUGGAGGGUGGUGGUGGUGCAGAGAAUGGAGGGAAGCGUCGCCGACUGGCGUAG